AUGGAAGGACAAGAGCAAUUCGAUGAAAGUGGACUUCCUGGCCCCGGUGCCCCAACCCCGCUCUCUGCGCUGGAUGGCGUUGCCGGCUUGACCGGGAGGGAUAUCAAGCUGUUUGUGGAUGCAGGGUACCACACCGUCGAGGCUGUCGCCUACACGCCCAAGCGGUUGUUGGAACAGAUCAAGGGUAUUUCGGAACAAAAAGCCACCAAGAUCCUAGUAGAGGCUGCCAAAUUAGUACCAAUGGGUUUUACAACGGCAACGGAAAUGCACGCCAGGCGAAGUGAGCUCAUCUCCAUCACGACGGGAUCCAAGCGACUCGACACACUUCUGGGAGGUGGUGUUGAAACGGGGUCAAUCACAGAGAUUUUUGGAGAGUUCAGAACGGGUAAGAGUCAGAUCUGCCAUACGCUCGCAGUGACCUGCCAGCUGCCGUUCGACAUGGGUGGCGGUGAAGGCAAGUGUCUCUACAUCGAUACAGAGGGAACAUUCCGACCUGUGCGUUUGCUCGCAGUCGCACAGCGAUACGGUCUCGUCGGCGAGGAAGUCCUGGAUAAUGUUGCAUAUGCCCGUGCAUACAACUCGGAUCAUCAGCUGCAGCUACUCAACCAAGCAUCGCAGAUGAUGUGCGAGACACGGUUCUCACUGCUGAUUGUGGACUCGGCGACGUCUUUGUACCGAACGGAUUUCAAUGGCCGUGGUGAGCUCUCCUCACGGCAGACACAUUUGGCCAAGUUCAUGCGAACCCUGCAACGCCUCGCAGACGAGUUCGGUAUUGCGGUUGUUAUUACCAACCAGGUUGUUGCCCAGGUUGAUGGUGGACCCAGUGCUAUGUUCAAUCCGGAUCCUAAGAAGCCCAUUGGAGGUAAUAUCAUUGCACACGCCAGUACGACUCGACUCAGUCUGAAGAAGGGCCGUGGUGAGACUCGUAUUUGCAAGAUUUAUGACAGUCCUUGUCUUCCCGAGAGUGAUUGUCUCUUCGCUAUUAACGAGGAUGGUAUUGGUGACCCCAAUGAGAAGGAUCUGGAGGAUAAAUGA
This is a messenger RNA of Penicillium arizonense, 1035 nucleotides long. RefSeq names its product recombinase RAD51. Bases 1 to 1035 code for a protein of 344 amino acids. Gene Ontology annotation, cellular component: condensed nuclear chromosome. The record is from RefSeq and is a predicted model, not a curated record. NCBI's taxonomy places the organism in Eukaryota, Fungi, Ascomycota, Eurotiomycetes, Eurotiales, Aspergillaceae. Gene Ontology annotation, molecular function: ATP-dependent DNA damage sensor activity; ATP hydrolysis activity; double-stranded DNA binding. The transcript is spliced from 4 exons. Gene Ontology annotation, biological process: mitotic recombination-dependent replication fork processing; chromosome organization involved in meiotic cell cycle; DNA strand invasion.